AUGGACUUCCUAUUACGCCGGGUUGAUUCUAGUGCUUCUUCAGUUGUUAAGAUAAAAGCGGAAGCUGGUUUUGUAGUUAAAUCAAAGUUGGAAUUCUCCAAAGACGGCAUUUUAAAGGUUGGAACUAAGGUAUUUAUUAAUGUCUGCCAUGGUAAAGAGGUCCCCAAACCUGAGAUUGCUUUUAAUCCUAGCAUUGUAUAUCCACUAAUCACGAAUAAUAGGUGGGAAAUACCAAUCAUUACAUCUAGUGUUCGAGAGGAUAAGGAUAAGAAGGGACAGUUGUGCUAUGUAUGGGACUGCUGCAUCAACAGUGUUUGCAUGGGAUGGGUGAAUAAAGACCUCCAGCUGAAGGAGAUAGUGGUUGAAUGGUGUUUGGAAUCGUGUGAGUUGCGUCAGGAUGUUGCGAUUAGUCGGGAAUCUGUGGUUUUCCCCAAGCUCAGAAGUAAGGGUACUAUACCUGAACUGGAGAUGUUAAAGGAGGAACUAGAGACGAACGCCGAGAAGGCCAUUCAGGAAGCUGUGGAGCGGAGUGAGGAGGGCCCUGCUGCGUUUUUGGAGCUGCGAAGAAGCGUUUUCAAUGAAGACAAGUUAAGUACACCUGAAGACGGUGGAGACGAUGGAGAUAUGCUUCCUCCGCUUUUUCCAAAUACCGCGGCCAAUGGCCGGAAGCCACUAAUAGAGGAGAUUGAUCCAUCAAGCGUAAAUAAGAGAUGUUUAUCAGAUUUUUGCUCUAAGGUUCAAGCGCCAAGUCGAGGAGUUUUGGAAUAUGAUGUAAAAAUGGGAAAGACAGCGGAUAGUUCGAAGUACAAGCUCAAAAUUGAGGUAAAAUCGCAGCUUUCAUCGGCAAAGGACUAUUCACUGCAAUUAGAUACAACAUCCAAUGUCCUGGUCAUUUCGAAUACUAACACAGACCUCUACGAGAAGAAGGAAUUGAGGAUCCCGUUGCCAAACAUCUAUAAUAGCCAACCCGAAAUUGCUUCUUUUUUUACUACAAGGGACAAUCUUUUAAAGAUAUUCAUAUAG
Eremothecium sinecaudum is the source of this 1023-nucleotide messenger RNA. RefSeq names its product Pih1p (gene PIH1). The transcript has a single exon. Gene Ontology annotation, cellular component: ribonucleoprotein complex; R2TP complex; cytoplasm. Gene Ontology annotation, biological process: rRNA processing; box C/D snoRNP assembly. Bases 1 to 1023 code for a protein of 340 amino acids. The record is from RefSeq and is a predicted model, not a curated record. NCBI's taxonomy places the organism in Eukaryota, Fungi, Ascomycota, Saccharomycetes, Saccharomycetales, Saccharomycetaceae.